Dictyostelium discoideum AX4 is the source of this 477-nucleotide messenger RNA. RefSeq lists its product as hypothetical. NCBI's taxonomy places the organism in Eukaryota, Evosea, Eumycetozoa, Dictyosteliales, Dictyosteliaceae. Bases 1 to 477 code for a protein of 158 amino acids. The transcript has a single exon. The record is from RefSeq and is a predicted model, not a curated record. Gene Ontology annotation, biological process: mitochondrion organization.
AUGGCAGGUUCAAGACGUGGAGCAUCAUCAAGAUCAGUUUCAAAACCAGCAUCAAAACCAACUACAGCAUCAAAACCAACAACCACAUCAGCACCAGCUAAAACAACUCCAGCUGCUACAACCCCAGCUGCCACUACACCAGCUCAACCAGUUGUUGUCCAAGGUCCAGGUAUGUUAGCAACAAUGGGUAGCUCAAUGGCUGGUGCUAUGGCUGGUAGCGUAGUUGGUCACGCCCUUGUUGGUGGUGUUUCAUCACUCUUUGGUGGUUCAGAUAACAAUAAUGUCGACACUCAACAACAACAACAACAACAAUCAAUGAUGAGCAAUAACCAACAACAAACCGAAAAUGCUUGCAACCCAUUAUACAAAUCUUUUAUGACUUGUUUAGAAAAGAACCAAAGCGAUAUCAAUUCAUGCCAAUGGGUUUACGAAUCUUUCUUAGAAUGUAAAAAGAUUUCUGGUCCAACCUUCUAUUAA